Molecule: messenger RNA, 766 nt
Organism: Linderina pennispora
Lineage: Eukaryota; Fungi; Kickxellomycota; Kickxellomycetes; Kickxellales; Kickxellaceae
Exons: 2
Coding region: 61-696 (211 amino acids)
Source: RefSeq, a predicted model, not a curated record
UAUCUCGUCCGCACAUCUAAUACCCUCUUUCGUUUUACGAACAAACACAGCACAUUCAAAAUGAAGAUUGCCGCCAUCGCCGCUCUUGCCGCCGUCGCCGCCGCCGCCGUCGACCCGUUCGCCGCCAUCUCUGAGCACUGGGAUCAGCUGACCAGCCUUAUUGAGGAGGACCUGCCCAUUCUCCAGGUAGCCGACGCGAAGCUGUACGCCGCUGCUACCUCGAUCAUCGGCGGCACCAAGAUCACCCAGGCCUUCAACACGGAUCUCGUCCAGCAGGCUGGCAUCACCGGCGUCACCGCCGAUGGCAAGCCCCUGCCCACUGGUGACUCCAAGCCCACCGCCGCCGAGUCGAGCCCCGAGCCCACCGCCGCCCAGUCCUCGUCGGCUGAGGAUAAGCCGUCGGCCGCCCCCACUUCCGCCCCGUCCUCGUCGGCUGAGGACAAGCCGUCGGCUGCCCCCACCUCGGCUCCCAAGCCGUCCGCUUCUCACACCUCGGAGCUCGGCUCUGAGGCUGAUGAGGAGUCCGCUGCUUCGGGUGCCAAGCCGUCGACUGCCCCCAAGUCCUCGUCGGGUGCUGACAAGUCGGGUGCUGACAAGUCGUCGGCUACUGACAAGAAGACCGAGAGCAACGGCGCCGCCAAGGUCCUGGCUGGCUCGUUCGGUGCCGCCAUUGUUGCCGCCGCUGCCUUCUUCUAAGCCCGCAUGAGUCUUAUUUCCUAAUUUGCGUUUGUUUCCACCUGAUAUCCGAUAAACCUUACAAAAAACA